Linum tenue is the source of this 405-nucleotide messenger RNA. The record is from the annotation of a GenBank genome assembly. Lineage: Eukaryota; Viridiplantae; Streptophyta; Magnoliopsida; Malpighiales; Linaceae.
AUGGCAGCGUUUGCUAUGAACCUGGGAAUUUGCUCUAUUACCAGGGCAGAGUUGAGAGGCGCUGUUGAAGGGCUUCAACUGGCUUGGGACAUGGGUUACAGACAUGUCCGCAUGGAUCUUGAUUCCCGAUGUGCUAUUCAGCUGAUUCAGGGAGAGGAUACUGCAGACCACCAGCACGCGGCGGUCAUCGACCGUUUCCAUGAGCUGCUUCGGCGUGACUGGGAUGUCAAAGUUUCCCAUAUCUAUAGAGAGGGGAACAAGAGCGCCGACUACCUUGCUUCUAGAGGUCAUAAGCUGGACAUUGGAUUUCAUUUUGUACCGGUUACUGAUCCUGCUUUAUGGUUUUAUCUCCUGUAUGACAUUGAAGGGGUUUCCGAAUCCCGGCUGGUUUUGAAUGAAGGUUAG